Candida dubliniensis CD36 is the source of this 1035-nucleotide messenger RNA. It is a transcript of the gene PGA46, whose product is annotated as Pga46p. The transcript has a single exon. The record is from RefSeq and is a predicted model, not a curated record. Bases 1 to 1035 code for a protein of 344 amino acids. NCBI's taxonomy places the organism in Eukaryota, Fungi, Ascomycota, Pichiomycetes, Serinales, Debaryomycetaceae.
AUGAAAAUACUUCUAUUUUAUUCAAUGAUUCCACGAUAUAUUAUAUGGCUAACACUAGCAAUGUUUUUUUUGUCCACUGGUGAUACAUUUGAUAUAUCGAUAAAUAAUGAAGAAAUUGAUAAUCCUGGUUUAAUUAUCAAAUCUAAAUUUAAAAAAUAUUUACCGGAAUUGCAAGAAAAUCUAGAAAUACCGAUCACUGAGAAGCAACAAAGUAUUAAAGAAUCAUUUAUUCCUAAACGGAUAAAUUAUCCUCAUUAUGGAUUAAGAUCUCGAUUUAGAAAAGAUAUUGCUAUUCUGGGAACAACAACAACCACCCAAGAAUUAUUGGAAACAUCAAUCCCAACAAAUGGUGAUGGUGAUUCUUUUGAUAGUGAAAACGACGGAAACAAAAGUGAUUCUAGUGAUGAUGAAGAUAGUAGUAAUGAUAAAUCUGAUGCUACGUUUAAAUCACUUUCUUCUUCAGCUCCUCCUACAGUGGUACAUUCAAGAAGAUCUUGGAUCAAAGAUUUUUUAAUUUUCAAAGAACAAAAAGUGUCUACCAUGUCUUCCUCCUCUUCAUCAUCAUCUUCCGGCCCAUUACGUGACAAAUACAAAUCCAAAUCUAAUCAAGAAAAUAAACAAUUACAAUCUCGUAUUAAGAAUUAUGAUGAUACUGUUAGUGAUCCUCGAGAUUUAAAACGUUGGGUAAGAUUAAUUGCUGAUGAAGGUAAGAAUGAAUUUGGUAAAAAACAUUCAUCAUCAAAAAAUUAUAUUCAAAAAAAUGAAAUUGAAUUAGAUAUUGAAGAAUUUAUUCAUUACUUGGUUGAAGAACAAGGAUUUAAUUCAUCAGAUUUAGAAUUUUUAAGAUUGAAAAAUUUGGAUUAUGGAUUAGGAGAAAUUGAAAAAGAAUUAAAUAAAUUAAAAGAAGCAAAAGGGUCACCUAAAGUUAUUUCUAUUGGUGGAGAAGAUGAAAAUUCAGCUCCAUUAUUAUGGAUCAAAAUUUCUAAACCUACUGCAUGCUUAAUUAUUGCUUUAACUUUUCUAUUACUAGGCUAA